Molecule: messenger RNA, 1251 nt
Organism: Lolium rigidum
Lineage: Eukaryota; Viridiplantae; Streptophyta; Magnoliopsida; Poales; Poaceae
Product: thylakoid membrane protein slr0575-like
Exons: 9
Coding region: 180-968 (262 amino acids)
Source: RefSeq, a predicted model, not a curated record
GGCCACCACACCCAGACGGGUGGGUGAACCGCUGCCCUCCUUCCUCCACGCGCGAAAACCCCAGCCAGCCACCAUCUUCUUUCUCCCUCUUCCACCAAAAAUCCCCCCGACGAAACCACUCGCUGCCCAAGAAAAAAAAAUCCACAAGCUAGUGGUACUGCGCAGAGGUGAAGAACGACAUGUCUGUGCAGUGCGCGGCGCACGCAGUCCGGGCGCUUGCCGCGUUCCAGGCGGCCCCCUCCUCCCGCCGCCGGGUGAGCCAUGCAUCCAUUGUGCCUUGCCGGCCCAGGCGCGCGGUUGCGCCGGUCCGAGCUGCGGAUUCUUCGCCGCCUGCCGCACCUGCGCCGUCGUCGUCGUCCGGAGCAGCCAGCGACAAGCCCAUCGUACCCGACGAUGACGGGUUCACCCUCGCCAAGGUUUCUUUUGGCGUGAUUGGACUAGGGGUUGGUGGCUCCCUCCUGUCAUAUGGAUUUGGGGCGUAUUUCAAUCUUCUCCCCGGUUCAGAGUGGUCUGCUCUGAUGCUAACCUACGGGUUUCCUCUCACAAUCAUAGGCAUGGCCUUAAAGUAUGCUGAACUGAAACCAGUGCCCUGCAUAACCUAUGCUGAUGCUUUCGCUCUAAGAGAACAGUGUGCUACCCCUAUCCUCAAGCAGGUCAGGAGUGAUGUUACACGUUAUAGAUAUGGUGAUGAGCAGCACCUUGAUGAAGCGCUAAAGCGGAUCUUUCAAUAUGGUUUGGGUGGUGGCAUUCCAAGACGUAGUGCACCUAUAUUACAAAAAAUUCAAGAAGUAACUGAUGAUGGGAAAUACUGUUUAGUACUUGAAUUCGAAGCCAAAUCGCUGGAGCUAUCUGAUUUUGAGAAAAGACAGGCAAAAUUCACCUCCUUUUUUGGUCCUGGAAUUAAGGCAGAAAUUGGAAAAGGUGGUGAUGAUCUGUACGAAGUGCGGCUUAUCUCGGAGACUACUUAGGAAAUUCAGAGGUUACUUAGGAAACACAGUGUGUCGGGCAUGGCCUGAGGCAUCGUGCAGGCAGCCAAGCAACCCUAAACUUGCAUCUGAUGGGCUUGGUUCAGGCUAGCGCAGGCAACCAAUCGUACCCGUAGUGGCAGCUCAUGGAGUUCCAUUCUCUGCUAGUAUACAACAAAAUGUUCCUUGUUCCACUAAUUUGCAUAUAUGAUUUUUUGCGGGAAUGUAUAUAUGAUGGUAAUGUUGUAAAAAUAACUUUUCCUUAAUUUGGUAUCGGGCUUUUGUC